AUGUACGCAAAUGCUCCAAAAAGGAAAACGACGUCUAACGCUACGAUAUUCUCACAGGAGAAUUUGCAUAUUUCACCCUUCCAGAUCAAAGAUUCAGAUGACUUGUUAAAUUUCGACAUCACAUCAUGUAUUCAAUCUAAUGAGUCCAUACCUUCGGAAACUUCAGAGCCACAAGUCUUUCCAUUUCCUACUUUUCACGCCAACAGCUACCGCACUUCUUCUUGCACCUGCGUCAAGGAGAACGUGAAGGAAAUGAACAUCUGUACGGAUACAGUGCAACAUUCCUUCCCAUGCACGGGCCGACUUUUCCUGGGUGAACUAACAGGCGGGAGGGAUCUUUUGAAUAAAAUACUUGAGAGCGAUAGCUUUCGUGUAGAGGACCGCACAAAGAAUCUCGAGAUUGAGCUUCUCAUGACUAGGGAGGACUUUGUGAAAACCCCGACGAUGCCUAUCCAGCGCAAAUUUUCAGACGCCCAGUCCUUCCAUUCCACCUCCACAUUCCAGAACUCGAUCUCUUUGUCGGAGGGCAACCCUUUCACCAUCGCCGCGAAGCUCUCCUCCAUAAGUCUUCUGCCGUUGAGUGGGUGGGGUGAGGAUGCUGGGCAAAGCGACAGCACCACCGUACUCCGUUCCGGUGAGGCUCCCCCACCAGCCCACCGGACGGGCGCCGUGAUGCUUGAAAAGCCGUGGAUCAACCCUUCGGCUGGGGAUGCGCAGGAGUCGUACGCGUUGAAGAAGAUCCUCUGCCGUGGCGCCAAGCUCACUUUUCAGGACUUUACCAAUAACAACCUGGACGAGCUCAUGGAUAUCAUCUUCGUGGAGUCCUCCUGGGCGACGACGGAUAUCCUGCUGCACACCUUAUGUCUGGUGAACCGGCUAACAGAGCGCUACCCGCAGUGGUAUCAACGGCCACCGGCGGACGACGCGGGCGACCGCGAGGCCGCCGCACGGGCGCACGCGGAAACCUCGCGAGAUUCCCCGUACACGUUGCUCUCCCACAGCACUCGGGGUGGAGGGGAGGGGCCUUCCUCGCACACAACCCCUCAUUUUUCUAUCUGCGACCACUCCGAGAACGGCGAGGACCCCUCGCGCGGGGGGAUGGAGCGGAUUCGGUGGACGAAAUCAACGAGCCUCCGCUGCUUCUUGGCUGCCCUGAUGCUCUCGAAUAAGUUUCACGGCGAUACCACCUACGACGCCGUUUCUGUCUGCGCGGUGGUGGAUUCGGUGCGGGAGUAUCAACGGUCGGGGAUCUCCCCUUUCGCGGCCGCGCCACGGGAAGGGGGAGAAGAGGACGGGCUGGAGAUCCCACCAAAAGCCCAUGCGCGGCCCUCCUCUUCUGGCGGUGUUUACCUUCGCCUUCGGCCCGCCCACCUUCAUCGGUGUGAGCGUCGUGUGUGGGAGGCCCUCGGCUGCAGCGUGUGGGUGACCGUGGAGGAGUACGACAUGUGCGGCGCCCACGUCUACGCGCGCGGACGGUGCUGA
Molecule: messenger RNA, 1482 nt
Organism: Phytomonas sp. EM1
Lineage: Eukaryota; Euglenozoa; Kinetoplastea; Trypanosomatida; Trypanosomatidae
Source: the annotation of a GenBank genome assembly